GCGGACGAAUUUAACGAGUGGAGGUGAUGAAGCCAUGAAGGGUCAUGAGCCCCGUUCAAGUUCCUCCUGUGCAGCUUGCAAGUUCUUGAAAAGGAGAUGCACUCCCAAUUGUAUAUUCGCACCUUACUUCCGGUCCGAUGAGCCCAAGAAAUUCGCCAAAGUUCACAAGGUGUUUGGUGCCAGCAAUGUGAGCAAGAUCCUGGUUGAAGUCCCUGAGGAGCAACGUGAGGACACUGUCAAUUCUCUUGCCUAUGAGGCUGAGGCCAGGCUUAGAGACCCUGUGUAUGGUUGCAUUGGCGCCAUAGCUUUGCUCCAAAGAAAGAUGGUUGAGCUCCAACAUGAUCUCGCCAUUGCCAGAGCCCGUCUCGCCCGCUAUACCAUGCCCGCUUCCUCCACCUCUUCCAUCUUCCAUGGCAGCCUGGCCAUGGCCGGUUUCCAAGACUUUCCGGGCUGCAGCGGCAUAUUUGACGGUUUCAGCCACCUGAAUUCCAUGGAGUUGAAUCAGCCUGUGGCCAUCAAUGAUUUCAGCCAACCCCCAUUUCAGUUGUGAUCUUCUCCUUCUUCCAUGUCUCCUCUUCCUCUUCUUCUUCUGUUUCUCUAGUGUUUUAUUGCUUGCUUUUUCAAGUUCUUGUUCUCCAUAAAUUCAUGUGCAUCAAAUCUACAAUUUCAUCAGGGAGUUUGAACUGAGAAAGUUAGUACUGAAUUCUCUA
Molecule: messenger RNA, 710 nt
Organism: Vitis riparia (riverbank grape)
Lineage: Eukaryota; Viridiplantae; Streptophyta; Magnoliopsida; Vitales; Vitaceae
Product: LOB domain-containing protein 21
Exons: 1
Coding region: 35-550 (171 amino acids)
Source: RefSeq, a predicted model, not a curated record